AUGGUGAACGGGAACCCUGCUGUGGGACACGAUGGUAUCACAUCUGGUGCUGCUGCUGCUGCUGCUUCCCCCGCAUUCGGCGUAACAACCCUUCGGAUGAGUAUCCCAGGUUGCCUCCCCCGAAUGUUCGAAGGAAGGGCGGAUGAGUAUGAGCGAGAGAGAGGAGCGAGCGCGGUGGGUGCGAUGCUCUGCGUAACUACAUUAUCCAAUACACGUUCGUCCCGUCGUGGUAGAACUGCGUUCCUUCAUCCAAAUACCGUUCCCGUCAAGGCCACACUCCGAGGUAAAUGCUGUGAUGGCGCAGCACAAAUGUCCGUCCUGUUCCGGCCUGAUGAUAAUCCGUUGACAAACUGA
Molecule: messenger RNA, 354 nt
Organism: Chaetomium globosum CBS 148.51
Lineage: Eukaryota; Fungi; Ascomycota; Sordariomycetes; Sordariales; Chaetomiaceae
Exons: 2
Coding region: 1-354 (117 amino acids)
Source: RefSeq, a predicted model, not a curated record